Sitophilus oryzae (rice weevil) is the source of this 4134-nucleotide messenger RNA. It is a transcript of the gene Br140, whose product is annotated as peregrin. NCBI's taxonomy places the organism in Eukaryota, Metazoa, Arthropoda, Insecta, Coleoptera, Curculionidae. Gene Ontology annotation, cellular component: MOZ/MORF histone acetyltransferase complex. Bases 1 to 3219 code for a protein of 1072 amino acids. Gene Ontology annotation, biological process: regulation of transcription by RNA polymerase II. The transcript has 19 exons. The record is from RefSeq and is a predicted model, not a curated record. Gene Ontology annotation, molecular function: protein binding.
AUGGGUAUCGACUUUGAUAUAUUGGAACAUUGUAAGAAAGUAAGGGCCGAUCACGGACCUCCUUAUACAUGUCCUGUGGAUAAAUGUGGAAGAAGUUACAAGACUGUUUGUGGUCUACAAUAUCAUUUAAAGAGCUACAAUCAUGAUAAUCCAACUCCAGUAACUCCUUCUACGCCUGCAACUCCAAAAAAUAAGAAAGGAAGAAAUAGACCCAAAGCUGCGACACCUGCUGUUAGUCAAAACAUUCCAGAACCUUUAACUUUCGAGGAAGCACAAAAAAUGGUACAGUUUGAAGUGAAUGGGGUUAUUUGCCGUUGGAAUAUUAAUGAUCCAAUAGAAGUCAUACCAUAUGAAGAGGAAUGUAAAACAACCGAAAACAAUGUGGAAGUUCAGUCUGAUCUAAAUCUUACUCAAGUGCAAGAACCAGUAGUUCAGUUGCCUGAAGCUAGUUAUAAGGAACUGGCCGAUUAUAACAUUUGUGAUGCACCACCUCGUCCAAAUGCUUAUAUUAGAUUUAUUGAGAAAAGUACUGAGGAAUUAGAUGGGGAAGUUGAAUAUGAUGUUGAUGAGGAAGAUACUGCAUGGCUGAGUAUUAUGAAUGAAAAACGGGAAGCCCAAGGUUUAGCCCAUGUUAGUGUAGAUUCUUUAGAACUUUUGAUGGAUCGACUUGAAAAGGAAUCCUAUUUUCAGGCUGCUGUAAGUGGCCAUACAGGAGGAGCUGUAGUAGAUGAUGACGCAGUUUGUUGUAUUUGUAUGGAUGGUGAAUGUCAAAAUACUAAUGUUAUCCUAUUCUGUGAUAUGUGUAAUUUGGCUGUACAUCAGGAUUGUUAUGGUGUACCGUAUAUACCAGAAGGGCAGUGGUUGUGCAGAAGAUGUUUGCAAUCACCUAGUCGCCCUGUAGACUGUGUAUUAUGUCCUAAUCAGGGCGGCGCUUUUAAACAAACUGAUUCAGGUGCAUGGGCUCAUGUAGUUUGUGCUUUAUGGAUACCAGAAGUAAGAUUUGCUAAUACAGUUUUUCUAGAACCUAUAGAUUCAAUAGAAACCAUUCCUGCUGCCAGAUGGCGUUUAACUUGUUACGUAUGUAAACAAAAGGGUACUGGAGCUUGUAUUCAGUGUCACAGAGGUUCUUGUUAUGCAGCUUUUCAUGUAACUUGUGCCCAACAAGCUGGUUUAUAUAUGAAAAUGGAUGCUGUUAAAGGAGGUGAAGUUGCUGGCCAACCUGUUUUAGUGCAGAAAAUUGCUUUUUGUGAUUCGCAUGCUCCAGCCGAAGCUAAAGCUGAAAAAGGCGAUCAAAAGAAAGAAGAUGCUAGGAAAAAGAUGAUACAAGCAAGAAAAGUUUUAGCAAAGAAGCGUACGUCAGCACCAGUAAUUCUUAUACCGACAAUACCGCCAGAGAGAAUUCAGGAGAUUGCUUCUUUGGUCACCAUGACCAAGAAAUCACAAUUUAUUCAAAGAUUGAUCGCGUACUGGACUCUAAAACGUCAGUAUAGAAAUGGCGUACCGUUAUUGAGAAGAUUACAAAGUGCACAGGGUGGAACCAGAGAUUCAAAUACAAGCAACGUGGAUACUAUUGAAUUGUGCAGACAGUUAAAAUACUGGCAGUGUUUGAGACAAGAUUUAGAAAGGGCUAGGUUACUAUGCGAGUUGGUAAGAAAACGUGAAAAAAUGAAGCUGGAAUAUACAAAAAUUUCCGAAAAAGUUCUUCACGUUAAACUAAAACCUUUAGAAGCUAGUUUGGGAAAAGUUUUGGAUUUGAUUGAGGCCAAAGAUACUAACGAAAUUUUUACAGAACCUGUUGAUUUAGAAGAGGUGCCUGAUUAUACAACAGUUGUGACCAGUCCAAUGGAUUUAAGUACCAUGAGAGGAAAGUUGAAACAAGGCCUCUAUCCUGAUUUAUCAGCGAUGGAGAAAGAUUUCGAUCUUAUGAUAGCAAACUGUUUGGCAUAUAAUGACAGGGAUACAGUAUUUUACAAAGCAGCCAUUAGGAUGAGGGAUCAAUGUGGAACUAUUUUCCGUCAGGCUAAGAAAGAACUUGAAUCGGCUGGUUUAAUGCAAACAAAUGCAGAUUCUGUACAAACUAAUUUAGGUAAUAAUGGUGGAGAGGAGGCUUUAGCUUCAGAUAUUGAUAAAGAAUUGGAGAAUUUACAGGGUAAAAUUGGUCUAGAUAUAAUCACCAAACUAGAAGAUCUCCUUGUUAAAAGCCAAACUUUGAAACAUGGACUUGCUCGCGCCAAGCGAGUAAAACUUGUACGCAGUGAACUGAAUAAGGUCAAGCGCAAUAUGGCGAACAAUCCUCUAUCUGAAACUAAGUCUGACGAUAAGAAAGAAGCUGUUAAAUUGAAGCUUGAUCAUCAGAGUGAAAUGGAAACUGAACAUACAACAGAUCAUACUGAUCAAACUGACGUAGCUUCGCAGUCAGAUGGGGAAACCGAAGAAGGAAGGAGUAGUGUCAAUUCAGCAAGUGGUUCCCCAGGUGGAGUUAAUAGAAGAACUGCCGUUCUUUUCACGAAAAAAGCUCAAGCGGCGUUAAAAAAGGAGGAUGCCAAGGACAAAACGGAAACGGAUACUCCGCCUUUGACUCCAACAAAAAAGAAGAAAGGCCAAAAAAGUACUAGCGAUACGAAGAACGCAACUUCGAUUGGUGUAAAUAAAAGUAGUUCAAACGUCCCGGACAGUUUUAAGGUAUAUCGUGGUGGUAAACAAACUACCGACGAGGAAAAAAGCGACAGCGACAAUUCUCUGUCAACGUGCUAUUCUCACGAACCGAGUGAAAUAGAGAGUGACGAAGAAGAGGAAAGCGACUCGAUGGCUUCUUCGCUCAUCGAUAAAAUUCUGCAGCCUCUUCAACUUGUUUGGGCCAAAUGCAGAGGUUAUCCUUGGUAUCCUGCUCUCAUUAUCGAUCCUACAAUGCCCAAAGGUUACGUCCAUAAAGGCGUGCCGCUUCCGACUCCUCCACAAGAAGUUCUAGAUUUAUCUUCGAAAUUUACAGAACACGUGUACUUAGUGCUUUUCUUCGAUGCCAAAAGGACCUGGCAAUGGUUGCCGGCCGAGAAAUUGGAGAUUAUGGGUAUAGACAUUGAGAAAGAUGAGAGUAAGGCAAACGAGCCGCGGAAGCAGUCUGACCGGAAGGCGGUAAGAAAAGCUUACGAAAAUGCUCUGAGCUACAUUCAACAAAUCAGCGAAGCUGCUGAAGUGAAUCAGACUGAAAUGAAAACCUGACAGGUGCGUCGAACUCGAAAGUUUUCGUUUUUUACUUGAUAAUACAGUUAAAUCUCCUAAUUAACUACCGUAUGAUCGAAAAAAAAAACAACAUCAAGUUGGCUUGGAGAUGCAAUCGCUGACAUUUACCAUAUAAUUUAGCAUUUAAAUGGACAGUGAUUUUUAUUUUCAACCAACUCCGACAUCGUUUUAUAUCAACUUCAAUGAUUGAGUUCAUAUGGGGAAGAAGUAGGUUAGUGAGACAUAACUGUAUCAAAACGUUUUACUAUUUAAUUUUAACAAUUUUUUAACUAAUCGACGUUCCACAUAUUUUUUCUGUAAUUUUUUUAUCUAUUUAGUUUUUUUUUUAUUAUCUCUUAAGCUUCAUUUAUAACCUCGUAAUUAUUGGUUCCAGUUAGCGUAGAAAUUUGUUCCUUUAAUUUCAAUGUAAGCAUUCAGAACGUUAAAAUUAGUGGUAGACAUUUUCUAUUAGUAGAAAAAGUUAUCAACCUUUUAACUUUUCCACUAAUUAUACUUCAAAAUUUGCGAGAAAUGUUAUUUUGGCCUUUGAUUAUCUUCCGUCAAAUUGUGGUUAGAAAUCAAAAGUUGAUUGUUUUAUAAGCUAAAUAUUAGGCUUUCUCUAUGGAUACAGCUGACUAAUGCAAGCUGUUGCUGGGAUGUUCUAUUAAUUUUAAUUGUGUUUUUUAAAUAUUGUAAAUGAUCGUAAACUAAAAUGUAUAUAAAAAGUGUAACUGAAACCACUAAUUGUGAGGUUCCGAAUGAAGCUUUAAACUAUAAUAAAUUAUUGAAUUUAAUCUUUAAAAAUGUAAAUAGCUUCAAAAUAUCUGUGUAUUUUACGGUAUAUGUUUAUAAAACGUCCUUAAGACUACUGUAAUGAUGAAUAUUAACAUAAGUAUACAAUAAAUAAAUUGAACG